Balaenoptera ricei (Rice's whale) is the source of this 960-nucleotide messenger RNA. Its product is annotated as olfactory receptor 13C7-like. The coding region runs from base 1 to 960 and encodes 319 amino acids. Gene Ontology annotation, cellular component: membrane. The record is from RefSeq and is a predicted model, not a curated record. NCBI's taxonomy places the organism in Eukaryota, Metazoa, Chordata, Mammalia, Artiodactyla, Balaenopteridae. The transcript has a single exon. Gene Ontology annotation, biological process: G protein-coupled receptor signaling pathway. Gene Ontology annotation, molecular function: G protein-coupled receptor activity; olfactory receptor activity.
AUGGACAGGUCCAAUCAGACCUCCCCCCUGGUGGGGUUCGUUCUCCUGGGCCUCUCAGCCCACCCAAGGCUGGAGAAAACAUUCUUUGUGUUCAUCCUGUCCAUGUACCUGGUGACACUGCUGGGCAACGGGGUCCUCAUCCUGGUGACCACCCUUGACUCCCGCCUACACAAGCCCAUGUACUUCUUCCUGAGGAACCUCUCCUUCCUGGACAUCUGCUACACAGCCUCCUCCGUCCCCCUCAUCCUUGACAGCUUCCUGACCCCCAGGAAAACCGUCUCUUACUCAGCAUGUUUUGGGCAAAUGUUUCUCUCCUUUGCCAUGGGAGCCACAGAGUGUGUGCUUCUGGGCAUGAUGGCGUUUGAUCGCCAUGUGGCCAUCUGCAACCCCCUGAGGUACCCCAUGGUCAUGAGCAAGGCUGCCUACGUGCCCAUGGCUGCUGGCUCCUGGGCAGCUGGUAUCACCAACUCUGUAGUUCAGACAUCCCAGGCUGUGAGGCUGCCCUUCUGUGGGGACAAUGUCAUCAACCACUUCACCUGUGAGAUCCUGGCUAUCCUGAAGUUGACCUGUGCUGACAUCUCCAUCAAUAUAAUCAGUAUGGUGGUGGCCAAUGUGAUCUUCCUGGGGGUCCCAGUUCUGUUCAUCUUUUUCUCCUAUGUGUUCAUAAUUGCUACCAUCCUGAGGAUCCCCUCAGCAGAGGGGAGGGAAAAGGCCUUCUCCACCUGCUCUGCCCAUCUCACAGUUGUGCUUUUCUCCUAUGGGACCAUCCUCUUCAUGUAUGGGAAGCCCAAAUCCAAGGACUCCCUGGGGGCAGACAAACAGGACCUUGCAGACAAGCUCACCUCCCUCUUCUAUGGAGUGGUGACCCCCAUGCUCAACCCCAUCAUCUACAACCUGAGGAACAAGGAUGUGAAGGCCUCUGUGAGGGACCUGGUUCAUGAGAAACGCCUAACUGAGUGA